AUGGCCAAUUUGCUACUCGCGCAGCGCGACGGCGGACGUAUCGGCAAUCACUGGGCCGAAAAGUUCGUCAAGCGACAACCAAAACUCAAGACGCGUUUCAAUCGCGCAUACGACUUCCAGAGAGCCCUCUGCAAAGAUCUAGAGCUUAUUGGCGCGUGGUUCAAGCUUGUGCACAACAUGAGAGCGAAGUACGGCAUCCACGACUGCGACCUCUACAACUUCGACGAGACCGGCUUUAUGAUGGGCGUUAUCUGCGCGUCUAUGUGGGCAACUGUCAUCGAGUGCAUCAAUGGCGAAGGGCGGUGCCUCCCGCCGUUUCUGAUCGUGCAAGGCAUGUACCACCUCGCAAACUGGUACACAGAGAGCAACCUUCCGCUCGACUGGGCUAUCAAACCAACUUCCAAUGGGUGGACCGACAACGAGACCGGCCUAGAAUGGGUCAAACAUUUUUAUAAGCUCACAAAGUCUCGUACGAAGGGUGUGUAUCGGUUGAUUGUGCUUGAUGCGCAUGAGAGUCACCUGUCGGCCAAAUUCGAAGCCUUUUGCAAGCAGAACAACAUUGCCACCAUCAGCCUGCCGGCUCACUCAUCCCAUAUAACCCAGCCACUCGAUGUUGGGUGUUUUAGCGUCCUGAAAACGGCGUACGGUCGGCAAAUCGAGCACUUCGUCAGAGCGCAUAUCAACCACAUCACCAAGGUCGAGUUCUUCCUCGCCUUCAAAGCCGCCCACUUUGCCGCCAUGACCGAGAGCAACAACAGAGGGGGUUUCAGAGCUGCAGGUCUAGUACCCUUUGACCCCGAUUCAGUGAUAUCCAAGCUGGAUGUCAAGUUACGGAUGCCAACACCAACUGGUCCCCCCUCCGCCGCUGCCGAUCCUUGGUCCUCCCAGACGCCACGGAACCCAACAGAGGCUGUCUCGCAAUCCGAGUACAUCAAAAGUCGGAUUGCCCGUCACCAGGGAAGCUCGCCGACGCAAAUUCUCACUGCUGUCGACCAGCUUGCGAAGGGGACGCAGGCGUUGGCGCACUCGGUUGCCCUAAUGACGGCUGAGAUACGUACCUUACAGAAGGCAAAUGAGGCACUGAGCAAGCGCCGGAAGGCCAAAAAAACACGUGUGCGUCUUGGAGGAUCACUUACUGUAGGAGAUGCACAUGAUCUAUUAGCCCAGAGAGAGGUGCAGGAACAGGUAGAGCGUGAAACGCGGGAAAAUGGUGGUCGGCGGGGUCAAACAUAG
Messenger RNA from Chaetomium globosum CBS 148.51, 1233 nucleotides. RefSeq lists its product as uncharacterized. Lineage: Eukaryota; Fungi; Ascomycota; Sordariomycetes; Sordariales; Chaetomiaceae. Gene Ontology annotation, molecular function: DNA binding. Bases 1 to 1233 code for a protein of 410 amino acids. The transcript is spliced from 2 exons. Gene Ontology annotation, cellular component: nucleus. The record is from RefSeq and is a predicted model, not a curated record.